Molecule: messenger RNA, 1003 nt
Organism: Benincasa hispida (wax gourd)
Lineage: Eukaryota; Viridiplantae; Streptophyta; Magnoliopsida; Cucurbitales; Cucurbitaceae
Source: RefSeq, a predicted model, not a curated record
AUGUUAGUACAGUACAAGCGCACACACAGGAAUACCUACGCAAAAGCAAAGCAAAGGGCUAAAACCUUAAGAAAACCCCAAGAACCAUAUUUGCCAAAUCCUUGAACCAUGUCCUCCGCCGCUGCCAUGGCUGCUAGGUCAGCCUUCAGAUCAACCUUAGCCCGAGCCCCUAUCUCCGCCAGACUUACCAACGGUGCCAAAAUGAAAUCAGCCCCAUCUCCGUUCAGCAUCCCCAAGCAGAACCCACUCUCCCAAUCCCAUCGCAUUUUGAGGUCUCCUGUUGAGUUGAGUUGCUGUGUGGAAUCGUUGCUUCCUUACCACUCUGCUACUGCCUCUGCAUUGCUUACUUCUAUGCUUUCCGUCUCUCGUCGAAGCUACGGUUGGACUCCUGAAGGGCAAGACGAUACUAUUUGAGGUCUAAGCAUCAACGAUGGUAUGACUGGAUUUAUUUUUGUCAUCGACGUUUUGGAAAUUGUGGUAAAAUAUUACUUGAGUAGAUUACGUUAAGAAACCAUUCUUUUUGUGAUGAAUUUGAGCUGAGAGAUUCAAACCUUUUGUUCCUAUGACUUUAUGGAGUUAAUGAUCGGUCGUGGCUGAUGAAAUUCCCAACAAUUUAUUCAGUUCAGAUCUCGUUAUUUCGCAUCUUCGUGUGGAAAAUGUUUAUUUAUGUUCUAUUUAUCCAUUGGAUCCUUAAGGGCUUAGACCAAUAUGAAAUUCUGGUUCCAUGUUUUGUUGUCAAAGAAUUGGAAUUCACUGGUGAUGAUUUAAGUCUUUCUUCUCUUAAUGCUCUAUGGUAUUACCAUCUAGCCAUUGUCUGAAUUUUCAAUAAUUAGACUCUUAAGAGCUCAAUCUUGAUAAUUUUAUUGGGGAUGUUGAAUUAAUAAUAGACCAUAAUAAUGAGUCAGUGUGUGAAAAAGGUCAGUUUACUUAUGGAUUUUCUUUUUCUUUUUGUUCAUCGAUGGCAUUAAUUUUAGUAAUAUGACAAGUAUGAUAUUGAUUUCUU